Portunus trituberculatus (swimming crab) is the source of this 3154-nucleotide messenger RNA. RefSeq names its product dentin sialophosphoprotein-like. The transcript is spliced from 3 exons. The coding region runs from base 352 to 2133 and encodes 593 amino acids. The record is from RefSeq and is a predicted model, not a curated record. Lineage: Eukaryota; Metazoa; Arthropoda; Malacostraca; Decapoda; Portunidae.
CACCCAUCUGCAUAGAAGGAGAAACGCUGAAUGACUGGAUAUAUGAGGUAAUAAUGAACUAUGCAACUACCUGCUUCAUUUGUCCCUUAUCUCUAUAAUUACAUGAGGCUGAGUGUAACAAUGGGCUUCCAUAUCCGCCUGCGUGCCCUGAUUCUGCCGGACACGUAUUAAUCUCGGUUGCGCGGACCAUUGUUCUGGUUAUUGUUAUUAUUGUUAUGUGAAUGUGACACGGAGGAAACCGGGGAAGGGUCAAAGGGAGCUAGUGCAGGUUUUGUUGGGUGAAAUGAGACUGACACGUGCAAUCUGUAACUGGCAGUCAGAGUGAGGCGGUGGCGGUGGCGCAGCGACGAGAUGGCCCGAGCUGCCCCAUGGAUAGUCAUAUGCUUGGUCACCUGGGCUGCGAGCGCGAGGCUACCCGGAGAUGAAGGGGACCCAGAGCAACGCCCACUUAUCAUAUCUUCAGUGUCUCUGCCCGGGGACCAGCGGAAUGACCCGAUUUCUUCUUUCGGUUCUGAAACAAAAGGGGAACCAGCAAUGAACUUAGCUGAAGGGACUGACAGGACUGAUGGACAUGCUGGGAAGACAACUGGCAGCAUCUCGUUUAUAUCUACACGUGAUGACCAGGGUGUGGUACGCAGUCACUCCAGCGAUAGCACCAGUGACGUGGGCCAUGAGAAUAAACACGACUCUCGCACUGGCUACAAAUCUGACGGCCACUAUAAGGAAUACUCUUAUUACGACCAAGCUGGCUAUGGAGAUAACGGGUUUGACCAUGGACGCGAUGACUUGAUUGACUUCAUUCAUCUCGACAACGGCGGGGAGGAGAGUGCUAAGGAGUUGACUGACUGGGAUAGCUAUUACGUUCUCAAGAGCCAAGGUCAGAACUGCAGUGAUGGUGGUGGCGGUGUUCACUCAUGCCUGCAAGAUUCUGAAGACGAGGACACAGACGACAGCGACGAGUGUGCUCAUGACGACGAGGACUGUGACGGUUCAAGGGCACGUCUUAGGGCAUACCUUGGGAGGGAUGAGGACGAAGAAGAAGAGGGCAGUGAGGUAGAGGUGGAGGACGAGGACGAUGAAUAUCUGCUGAAACCGAAAUUUCUUGAUGAUGACAGUGAUGAUGAAGAUGAUGGGAAUGAUGACGUUAAUGAUGAAGACAACGAUGAUGAUGACGAUGAUAAAGAUGUCUAUUUGUAUGUGGACGACAACGAUACCAAUCUCCUUUCUUUCCUUGCCUCACCAAUUGAACCAGAGAGCGACGGCGCCUUCAGAGAGACAGAAAAUGUUAGGAAUGAAGAGCCUGUGAAGAGUGAGGCAGAGGAAUUAAAAAGAUACGUCCAUACUAAUAAAGCAGACCAGAGUCCCCGAGCUGAUAAGAGUGAGAAUGUCCCAGAAGAGAUAGUUCCCAGGAGUAGCGGAACAGCUGAUGAGGGAGAGGUUGCAAAGCGUGAUGCAAGUUAUGCCUCAUGGAUGAAAUCUUCUCCCGUGAUUGGCUCUAACAUUCAGCAAGAUCCAUCCUUCGCUCAUGAUACGCCAACCAGUAGACGAGAGAGGGAAAUACACGCGGAGUAUAUUGGCAAGAAAAAAUUACAUGAUGUUUUAAGGAAAUCUGAGGGCCCAAUCCCUAAGGAAGAUGAACAGGGACAAACAGCGAUGCAUGCGGAGAAACUGACAAGGGGAUGGUUUGAAAAUAUCGCGCCUGGCGUCAGCGUUACCGAGACAGUGAACACAAACUUGAACGCUUCUCCCAAAGCUAACACCCAAUAUGACCAAAACUUAACUUUCAUGAUAUCAAGACACGAUACAGUUCCAUACGAAGAGAUUUACGACACGAUAAUGCACUCCGGCCAAAUAAGUGACGAGGAAAAGACUUACAUCGCAUCACUGGAGCAGACGCGACGACUCGUCAACAGACUAGGCGGACUCGAAACCCUCCUCGAGCAGCCUAAAGUUCACCACAUCGUCAAGAGGCAGACAAAUGGCGGCGAGGCGUGUGUGCUGCUCAGGCGGCGAAGAAGGAGGGCUGCAGACGAGGCGGGUGAGACAGAGAGGACGUCGCGGAUCAGGAGGGGCAUCAGCAACGUCGGCAAGAAUCUGGAGCAAGGCAGCAUGCUACAGUGGACGCCUCUUUGAAAACUGAACUGGUACUGAGGAUUUGUCUUGCCGGUGGUCACGACCACUACGCCGUGACAUCAUUCAGAAAAAAAGUAUCCAUGAUGUUUCUUUUAACUAUUGCAAUAGUUCCAUUUAGGACAACAUCUAAUUAAUAAAGGUAAUAAAGGCACACCAAAGAGUUCGAGCACUGAGCAAGUUUAUCCACAGCCGGAAGCACUUGUCAUGGCUGUCAGUAAAAAGCAGUGCGCAUAAGUCUGCUUUUUCUACAUUGUAACCAGUACCUAUAGAGCUGAGUGUGACUUGAAACAACCGUACUAGACAAGUCUACUGAAAGGAAUCAAACCAAAUGUGUUCAUCUCUCGGAAUGUAAAGCCAGUGUGACGUGGUAUUGGCAUUAACCCCAUCAACUAUGCCGACCAUGAAUCCACUAUCCUGACAGGAAUCCUACACGCAUGUACAAUGAUGGCACAACCGACGAAGAUAGUUAGAUGGUUGGAGAGAACUCGCAUGUUACAAAAAGGAAAACCAUAGAGGGUGAUAUAGUGAUUAACAGUGCCUUAAUGCUAAUCAGUGGAAGAACAAUCACACAGUCAAAUCCGGGUCGGUGGCGUGGUAUUCAACCCACGCUGAUGAAUCUUUCCCGCUCUCCACCAAAUGGAUUUUACAAAUUUUGAAGCUGCUUUACUACUUCAUUUUCACACUUAUAACAGCGUGUAUCAGAUAUAGGCCUUAUGAUGCGAUGAAUAAAUAGAUCAACAAUAAAUGUCUUCUGUUUGUUGUAGUAUCUAAGUUUUCAGGCAACGUAAGAAAAUUCACGCAUUCCGAACUCAGAAGUAUUGUCAUUGAUUUCUUGGUGUGCGAUCAAUAAUUUCCCUUUCCAUUUCCACUCGUAAAUGGCCGCCCCCUUCAUUCCUGCGUGGUAUGUAGGUAGACAGACAGUAAUAACGGAUUAAUUGUAAUGUAGACGUUAUUCUAGGUAGGCAUCAAUUGGUCUGCUCGUCCGUGUGUUAGCUGUGUCUGUGUUGGCAAGGUCAGCCGC